Dermochelys coriacea (leatherback sea turtle) is the source of this 3572-nucleotide messenger RNA. It is a transcript of the gene GPR65, whose product is annotated as G protein-coupled receptor 65. The record is from RefSeq and is a predicted model, not a curated record. The transcript has 2 exons. Gene Ontology annotation, cellular component: membrane. Gene Ontology annotation, biological process: G protein-coupled receptor signaling pathway. NCBI's taxonomy places the organism in Eukaryota, Metazoa, Chordata, Testudines, Dermochelyidae. Bases 441 to 1451 code for a protein of 336 amino acids. Gene Ontology annotation, molecular function: G protein-coupled receptor activity.
UUCUUUAGGGGCACUCUUUGCUGUAGUUUCCUCUUUCAAAACCAGCUCCUGUUUACAGUAGUUAUAGCAUCACAGUAAAAACUGCAACCCCGGAAUACAUGGCUUGCAAGGCAAGUCCAGAACAUCUAAGAAACCAGCAGGGCAUAACUUUCAUCAGCAACAUUAUCCUCUAGUAGAGUUCUGCUGCUGGUUCUCCUUGAAUGUGAUGCUGACAACAUCAGACAGAACUGCAAAACACUGAGAUAUACAAGGAAAGAGAUUGUCUGAUGUAUAGUACCAACGUGCAUGAGGCACAAGGCAGAAAGAAAGACAUAUCAGUGCAGUGGAUGGGAUCCUUGUCGUUGUGCCCUGGGAAAUUAGCAGAAGAAAGGGAGACUACAGAGCUUACUCUUCUGUAUCCAAGCUGGAAUUAACUCAGUGAUUGUUCUAAGGAGGGGACAAUGAAUAACACUAUUGAGUGCAUUGAAGAUUACAAUCUGGAUAAGAACUUGUUUCCAUUUGUUUACAUAAUUGUGAUUGUGUUCAGUAUUCCUCUCAAUUGCACAUUCCUCUGUGUAUCUUAUAUAGAAGUGAGGAAAAAAAAUGAGUUAGCAAUAUACCUCUUGAGUUUAUCCCUAGCUGAUCUCCUAUACUCUCUGACCUUGCCUCUGUGGAUUGAUUACACUUUCAAUCGAGAUAGCUGGCGAUUCUCUGCUUUGCUUUGCCAGAUUUCUGCCUUCCUUAUGUACAUGAAUUUUUACACCAGUGCUGCCUUCCUCACCUGCAUCUCCAUUGAUAGAUACCUGAUAUUAGUUCACCCUCUCAGGUACCAACACCUGCACACAAAAAGAUUUGCCUGGCUUAUUAGCAUCUUUAUUUGGGUUUUGGAAAGCAGCCUGAACUGUAUGAUCCUGGUGAAGGAUGAAACAUUCACUGAAAUUUGCAAUUCCACUAGCCAUGUCUUAUGUUAUGAUAAAUAUCCUUUGGAAAAAUGGCAAGCCAUAUUAAACAUCUUCCGGAUAUGCUCAGGAUACAUGAUCCCCUUGGCAAUCAUGCUGUUCUGCUACCAAAAAAUCUACCAAGCUGUGAGGCAUAAUCAAGCCACAGAAAACAUAGAAAAAAAGAAAAUCAAGAAGCUGCUAUUGAGCAUCACCAUUACUUUCUUCUUUUGCUUUACUCCCUACCAUGCUGUGUUGCUGAUUCGCAGCAUCAAUGAGCCAAACAAUGUCAACUUUGUCCAUAUGUUUAAGCCUUAUAGAAUUACACAGGCCUUAACAAGUUUCAACUGUAUUGCUGACCCAAUUCUGUACUGCUUUGUGAGUGAAACUGGGAGAACAGAUAUGCUGAACAUGCUCAAGCGCUGCUUUUGUGUGCGGCAAUCUGAGUUACAGCAGCCAACAGAUGUUACUAUGACUAGCAUUAAUAAAAAGAAUUCUACUGCAGUGACACCUAAGUCAUCUACAGACCUUUAAGUGAAAAUGAACUUUUGUCCAAAAUGCCCAAUACAGUGAACUGCCAAAGAACUAUAUAAUUGAUGAGACAGGCCAAAUUCUUUCCUCAUUUACACCCAAGAAACACCACUGAAGCUAUAUAGUAUUCAAAAUAAUGUGAAAUCAGUGGAGUGGCAUGGGUGUUACUGAGGGGGAAAUUCAGCCAUUAUAUUUUCUGGCUUUAUAUAUACCAUGCAAGGGCAAGUAUAUGUUCUAAUGACCUAAUGGAGGUGAAUGUGAGUCAGGACUCAUGGGUUCUAUUAUUGGAGGAUCUAAUAGGGAUACAUUAGGUGACCAGGGCAAGUCACUGAAGUAAGUGAAGUUGCAUCAGUAUACAACUGGAGUGGAGAGGCAGGCCUAAUGUCAUUGUUCUAACCAGUGAAAAACAAAUCUGGAAAUCAAACAGGAAUCACCUUGUGCUGUGCUGCCAAUAAUUUAACAAGUGGCACCCACAAAACUGCCCCCCUUAUCUUAUUCUAUACACCUUGAACCAGGCAUGCAUGUGCUCACAAAGAAGAGGGCAGAAAGGUUAUGAAUCUAUUUGCUUUCCAAUUUUAAUAUACAUAUGAAGGUUGUGGGGGAAAGGAUCCUCUCAUGGGAUUUUUUUUAAAAAUACCUGGUCUUUUGAUACAAACCAUAUUCCAAAGGCAAAAGGGGACUAAGAAUUCCAGGGAUAACUGUUACAAGUGUGACUGGAAUUAUACUGCAGUAGCCAGACAGAGAGUGACUAUGGGGGGCACUCAUCCUAAUCUACCUUCUAAUGUGGUGGUGCAAUUUUGACCAAUUUCUAGGAGCCCCAAUAUCUUCAGCAACGUUUUAAACCUAUGUACAUUUAUACAGGCUUGCCAAAAAAGUCUCUGCUUUUGUCUUUGUUAAUACAUACGCUUUCCCUUUUUGAGCUAGUUUCAUUGUAAUAGGAAGAUCCAGAUUCAGAUGGUUAAAAGUUAAUUAUUAUUAAAACACACAUAAGGCCUCCCACUACUCAGUUGGAAUUAUUCCUUGUUCACACUGGUGGAAAUGUGGUCCUGUGUCUCCAGCACACAAAGAGGCACAGCAAUGGGGAUACAGCAGGAGGAAAGCUUUAACUACUAACCCUCAUGCUGUUCUUCUCCUGGGGCUAAAAAGUAAUACAGGGCCAGAUUCUGCUCUUGGUUAUAAUGGUCUAAAGCCAGAGUAACUGGAUUUACACCCAUUCACUGAGAAUUGGUAUUGGUCCACACUCCAGUCUUCAGGGCUGUCAAUCUGGUUAAAAAAAAAUCAAACUAUAAAAAAACGUGAAUCUAGCAAUAAUCUAUGGAACGGAUACUAACUAUGGGUUUGGUUCUGUGUGGUAUUGAGAGUCUCCUGUGACUUCUACUUGAAGGUGCUGAUUUUUAGAGCUUCUCAGAAAACAGGAGGUGUUCCAUUGAAAAUUUCACCCCAAAACUUCACUUUACAGCUGAAAAUGUUCAUUUAUCCGGUUUUCCAACAACAUCAACGACAACAACGAAAAAAUUUGCAUGGAAAGCAUUUUGCUGCAAAAUUUUUCAUGUAGCCAAAAUCCUAAUUUUCUAUUAAAAAAAAAAGUCUUGCUCUAUAUAUUUGUAUAUCAAAAGGACUUGGGCCCCUGAAAGCGGCAUCAGGGAGUGGGUCUUCAUGUGAGUGCAGUAUCUGUUCCACAGAUUCUUUUUGCAUUUCAGUGUGAUUGUUCCACAAUUACUUUCUUUUAACCUUUUAAGUUAUGGGUUGAAUUUUACUGUUGACAGGGAAAGGACAGCACAGCACAGCACAGCACAGGACAGGAAGCAGCACUGCCAGUUGUUUCAUCAAAGUGUUCCAAUGCUGGCCUGAGAACAUGAUGCAUUUCAUAAGUGAACGAGAAAUUUCAUCACCCUGGAAAAAUUGAAAAAAAGAAGCACCUCCACUGUAUUUUCAUUGAUGUGCAUUAUUUUGAACACAUACCAGAGCCUGUUGAUGCCUGAAAAGAUCAGCUACAGGAAAGCACAACAGUAUUAAAAAGUAUUGUUCUUUGAUAACUGGCCAACGUUGUGAGCUGCCCUCAGAAAGAGAACAGCCUUGCUGCAAUACCUUAGCAUGUAAACAUCUUUCAGCGCAUACUGGAAA